Molecule: messenger RNA, 5298 nt
Organism: Monopterus albus (swamp eel)
Lineage: Eukaryota; Metazoa; Chordata; Actinopteri; Synbranchiformes; Synbranchidae
Gene: spred1
Product: sprouty related EVH1 domain containing 1
Exons: 8
Coding region: 881-2155 (424 amino acids)
Biological process (GO): multicellular organism development; negative regulation of MAPK cascade
Cellular component (GO): membrane
Molecular function (GO): protein kinase binding
Source: RefSeq, a predicted model, not a curated record
GGGACUACUUUAGGUCAGCUUCGGCAAGGAACACUCCUAACUUACUGCAGACGACUACAAUGGAAUGCCCUUUAGCGCGAUAUACGUUACUAUUCAACAAAAUACAAUAAACUGUGUCUUGGUUGAGCACAUUUAUCGCAAGAUUGUUAUGUUUUUACUACGCCGCGGAAGGAUCUAACUUUCUCAAGCGAGGGUCGACACAUCCGCCCAGUUUUCCGAUGUUUCAUUGCCCCCGAGUUAAAAAUGGAGUUCGAUUAAAGCAGAUGUCCACAAACUUCUGAAGGAAAUUUCAAGUCCCUGUGAUUUUAGCUUAGGCGUCAAUAUUAAUAUUUGAAAACCGCGGUCCUCUUUUUGGGCUUUGGAUGCCUUUACAGCAAAUUACUCGGACACGUUGACGGAGCAACGCUGCACAGCGCUUUUUCAAGUACUGUCCUGGACCUGAAGUUGGCGAAUGGAUGCUCGACAGCCAGCCAUAAAUAACCUGCCAAACCUUACAGUCUACAACAUUUUGUAAUUUCCUUGCGGAUCUAUAUACAUUUUUGCAAACCGUGGAUUUGUGUUUGUUGCAGAGGAUGAUACGGAUAGCUCAUUUGUUGUGGUCGGAUUUUACUUCCAGGGAGGAUAAAAUGAAUCAACGGUUGUCAUUCCUCCUCGCGAUUUAACAUUAGUUCCAGCCUGCAAAGCUAACGUUAAGCUAGCUUCACUUGGUUUUCACAGGGACGCUUAGUUAGGCAUGCACCAUUGUACGUCGUUUACUUACUAUCCAAAAUAGGAGUAAUUUCUACAUGUGAAGGAAAAUGGUGAUAUUUGUGGUAUUUUAUCCCGCCGUCACUGCGCCGUCGAUGCUAUUGCUAGGAUUUGGAUCCCCGUGAGGAAAAAAAUGAGUGAAGAUUCAACAAAUCCAAACAACGAUGACAGUUAUGCGCGUGUGAGAGCAGUGGUCAUGACUCGGGAUGACUCCAGCGGAGGGUGGCUUCCCCUGGGGGGUGGAGGCCUCAGCUGUGUCACCGUAUAUAAGGUCAACCGGGCAGAGCCCACCUCUGUGGAGUUCCACAUCAAGGGCGAGAGGCUCAAAGACAAAUUGGUGGUCCUGGAGUGUGUCCUGCAGAAAGACCUUAUUUACAACAAGGUUAACCCCAUCUUCCACCACUGGAGGAUCAAUGGCAAAAAGUUUGGACUGACUUUCCAGAGCCCCGCUGAUGCACGUGCCUUUGACCGAGGCAUACGUCGGGCCAUUGAGGACAUCAACCAAGGUUGUCGGUCAUUUGGGGAAGGAGAUGCUCCAGAGGAUGGACUACUGGUGUGUGAUGAGCCUCCCUCCAUCUGUACCCCAGUGAAAGAGCCCUUCUCUCCUUUGAACAACAUUGUCUCCACUGAGCCAUUCAGGGGCUGUUACGUCCGCCCCCAACCCUUCAAUGAAUUCCCCUCCAGCAACCGCCGCUACCUGCCUCCACAGGUCUCCUAUAAGCCGACUCGUCAUGUCAGUUUUCACAUGGAUGAAGAAGAGAUUGUUCGCAUCAAUCCACGCAAAGACGUGCUCAUCCGCGGCUACGAGGACUACCGCCACCCUUUCGUGUGGAGACCGGAGGCUGACCGCGAGGACCUGGACUUACCCACCACCUUCCACAAACUGGACAGUAAGAAGUGUGAGUACCCCUUUCCCGAUGGCCCCGGUGGGGACUCCCAUUCUGGCCCUGGUAUGGGCAUCGGAACAGGUAUAGGGCUGGGUCUAGGCAAGGACACAGCCAUCAAGACUCAGCCUUCGCCCCUGCUGAAGGCCAAGAAGAGUCGACGACGACGAGAGGACGGCGAGCGUUCUCGCUGCAUCUACUGUCGGGAGAUGUUCAACCACGAAAACAACUGGCGGGGGCAGUGCCAAGACGCUCCCGACCCGAUCAAGCAGUGCAUCUACAAAGUCAGCUGCAUGCUGUGUGCAGAGAGCAUGCUGUACCACUGCAUGUCCGACUCUGAGGGCGACUUCUCCGACCCCUGCUCAUGUGACACAUCUGACGAGCAGUUCUGCCUACGCUGGCUAGCCCUGGUGGCGCUCUCCUUCAUUGCGCCCUGCAUGUGCUGCUACCUGCCUCUGCGCGCCUGCCACCACUGUGGCGAGGCCUGUCACUGCUGCGGGGGCAAGCACAAGGCUGCGGGGUGACCCGAUGCCGGACUCUGGGACACCCUCAAAGCUAGCUAACACAGGAAGUGGAUAAAAGCGGAAAAUUAAAAAGCCGGCAUCCUUUUUUCAUUCCCCUCUCAGACGGGGUGAUGUGUUGUUGAUCCCCAACUCUGAGGGCUUUUGGAGAUUUCAGUUUGUGUUUGUCGCUGACAAGCAGCAGUGGAGGACAAACCAUAUGCUUUGUGGGGGCUCUGAGCAUUAAGCUAAGUUCAGGAGCUUAAUCUGAGGAGAAGAGAAGGAGGAAACAUCCAGAUUAAUAGACUUGGAGAUGUUACUAAACACACUUGUAUACGCGCACACAAACACAAACCCUUCUCUCACAUUCACACCCAUGCAUUGACAAAGUCAAGCCACAACUGUCAGAACUCUCCUGCAAGUAAUGUGUAACUUUAUGAAGGAAAAUUGUCUUUUGUACAGAGAGUGACAACUUAAUGACAAAAAAGGAAAAAAACUAUUCUGAGUUCAGAGAAAUAGUGGCUGUUUGAGUAUGCUAAAAGGGAUAUGUUCUAGCUUUUUUUGUGAAUUUGCAGUUGGGUAACAGUGGCCUUUCCUUCAUGGCUUAAGCAUUUGCUGACAAUGUAAUUACUAGACAGAGAAAAGUGCACUAUAAAUGGUAUUUCCCCCCCUGAGUAAAGGUAACCCUCUCAAAUUCUUGUGGUACAUUAAGCACCAUAUUUAGUGUAAUUUUAACAACUGAGAGAUGGUGCUGUGGUGGAUUCAUUACCAGUUUGAUUUCCCUGUUUUCAUUUCCAUUGAACUUUGGCAAAAAAUCAAAAAGUAACAGCUUGUUUUGACAGCGUUAAAAAGAUUACCUUGCUUCCCUGAGGUGAUUUAGCAACUAUUUGAUUGCAUUCCAGAAUAAAGGGAUCAGUGCCAUGAAUAAAAGGGGAAAAUGGUAAUGACUUUACCAUGCUGACUUUCCCCAAAUAGUUUGUCCACAUCACAAAAAUAGCAUAGAACCUCUUGAGCCAUUUAAAUUUAAACCAAUCCACAACGAUUUCAUUUACUCCAGCGAAUCUCAGUUUUAGUCCAAUUAUUUACUGCUGUAGUGAAACUGGUGUUUUUGUUUCCUCAUUGUUAAUUUCCUGCUCAUUGUGUAAUUAAUUUUGAAACAAAGGCUGCAAUGUUACUCAACCAGCAAGUUUUGUUUUGGUGAGUUGAAGGGGUUAAGGUGCUCCUUGGUUGAAUGAUGAGGCACUUAAAUUAGGCUAUUCUUUGGUCGAGAAACCCUCCGAUUUUGGAAUGACUCUGUACAUAAAUUUUUACUAAUUUAACAUCCAGUUUGCUGUAGGGGGAAACUCCUACUGAAAGCACUGCUCUCCAAGCUUUGGUUGCAGCACCCUCUCCAAAUUUCUGUUUGUCCCAUGAAUUCAUUUUUAUUUGUGUUUUUUCUUUCCCCCGUUUCCCCCCCAAAUCUUGUGUAAAUUUAGUAUUCCGUUGCUUUUUGAAAUUUAUUCCACUCCAUCCAUAUGUCUUCAUUUAACAGGCCUUGAGUGAAUGAAUGCAUUGUUUUAGGAAUGCUGAGUAUCUUAGCGAUUAAAAAAACAAACAUACAGAUGCCACGUUCGUGCGUAUGUCUCGAUAUGCACUGGAGAUCUGAUGUCAUGCAACGUCAGCACUGACUUAAGGUUUUGACUCGUAACAAUAUAAACCAGUGUCCUGUUACCCAAAGCAUCCUGAUGCCUUUGUCUGUUGGCUCCUGAAGCGAACAAAGAGUUGAUCAAACUGUCAAAGGAAUAAUUUUGGAAAUUAUUAUUGUUGUUGAAUGAAAACACUGAUACUACUGUCCUACCUGAAUGUUCUAUAUGAAACUGAAGCCAGCAGUCAUUUAGCCUAGCUUAGCAUAAAAAGUGGAACUGGGUGAACAACUAGCCUUGCCUUGUCCUCAGGGAACAAACUGCAUACCUUGACAUAUAAAGCUCAUUAAUGAAUAUGUUGUGUCCUGUUUGUUUAAUUUAUGCAAAAACCAAACUGUACAAAUGGCAGUUUGUGAUUUUGCUGGAGGGUUCUGCCACUGCAGUUGGUGCAUUUACACUUGUUUUUUUUUUUUGUUUGUUUUUAUUAAAGAAAUGAAAUGUAGUUAGUAAGGUUGGAAGAGCUGGUACAGUAGGUGGAUUUUGCUAGCUUUGGACAGAGCCAUCCUAGCAGUUUCCUUCUGUUUCCAGUCUAAGCUAAGCUUUUCCAGCUGCUGGCUUUAGCCUCAUAUUCACUGUAUUGACGUGACAGCGGUAUCCAUCAUGAUUUGUAACUCACGGAAAGAUGGAAAAUAAGCAUAAUUCCCCAAAUGUCAGACCACUCCUUUAAGAUCUCUUGGCAAACGGGGAGACGGAAGCGUGUAAAGCUGAGUCGAGCUGUGUUUGAAACCCAUUUCUCGCUCACAGAACUGUUGAUGAUUCAAACCUUUCCGAACAUAAAUGCUUAAAUUAGAACUAACUCCAUACAGGAAUAACUAUUCAUUUCCAAUGUCUGGCUACAAAAACCGAAAUGAUCCCUAAGUCACUGACAUGUUUGAGAUUUGUGCUAAUUGUGAUACACCUCGGUAUCGAACAGCUGAUGUGGUACAACGUCCAUUGCUAACAGAUAGGCAUCUCUUCCCACCUCCUGUCCCUCCAUCCAGGACAAAAAAAAAGUAGUAUCAUUACAGUCAGAACAUGACUGCGGAAUAAUUCCACCUUGAACAAUGUCCCUUUAUUUUCUAUGCAAACUUUCUGAUGUGAAAAACACAUUGACCUUCUCACAGACCGAGUCGGUGACGGGACAGGACACUUUAACUGACACCUGGUACCAAACUCCAAAAACCUGUAAAUACUUAACACUAUAUUUAAGUACUAAUAAUAAUCCCAGCUUUUGUCUCUGAAAUUUGAAAGAUAGAGCUGUAUUUAUCAUUGCUGUCAACAUAUACUGUAGCUUCAAUUGACAGCAUUAUGUACAUAGGUCACCUUUUAGUAUUAUUUCACAUUGAAAAGUAGAGGGCGUUUGUGAUGGAAAUGACUAUUGCUUCUAAUAGAGUUUGUCUCUAGUUUUGUAUGGUAGAAGGAAGGAUAGUGCAAACACGGUACAAUAGUGGCUUGCUUCAGAAGUUUGAUAUAAAUAUAUAUAUAUAUGUGUGUGUGUGUGUGUGU